ACACCGCGUGGCCUGACAACAACCGGAACACGAUCCGGUCCGUGGAGCUGUCGCUGCUGUAAACCAAACUGUGCUUUUAUUUAACACAUAUUUUGAUUAAUGUGAUGCAGGCUUUGAAAAGUGUCAAAUAUCUCACGACAAGCACCGUGAAACAAGCAGUCACGGAGCUGUCGGUGCCUGUGCCGUGGGGAGAGAUCCGGGGGAAAGUCUGGGGUCCUGAGCAUGGCCGUCCUGUGCUUUGUAUACACGGCUGGGCUGACAACUGUGGGACCUUCAAUACACUUAUACCUCUUUUGCCUAAAGAGUGCCGUUAUGUGGCAGUGGAUCUGGCAGGUCAUGGUUUGUCGUCACAUCGUCCUCCAGGAGUUUUUUACACAUUCCCUUCAUAUGUUGUGGAUGUUUGCAGAGUCGUCAAGGCUCUCCAGUGGGACCGAUUCUCCAUCAUAGGACACAGUAUGGGUGGUAAUAUUGCAGGGAUGUACAGUGCCCUGUAUCCUGAAAUGGUAGAUGCUGUCGUGCUGCUGGACUCUUUUGGGUUCCUGCCCACAGAUCAGAAAGAAAUUGCUAAAGCAAUGAAACAAGGAAUAGAGGAACUUCUGAUGUUUGAAAAGAAAUCUGAAGAGAAGAAAGAGAAGAUCUAUACAUAUGAAGAGGCUGUAAAAAGAUUAUUAGAAGCCAACCCCACGCUGUCAAACGAGUCUGUACAAAUCCUUUUAGAAAGAGGUUUAGUUAAGACAGAUGGAGGGUUUACAUUCUCUAGAGACUUCCGAAUUAAUCUGAAAAACAUUGUCCGCAUCAGCUUGGAGCAGAGUUUAGAGAUGCAGUCAAGAAUUCAAGCCACUGUUUUAGUUAUUCUAGCAGAAGAUGGCUUUGAGAAAAUGUUUUCCGAAGAACAGCAGAAGAAAUUCUCAGCUCUUCUACAAGGCUUCAGAGACAGAAAUCACAAAGUGGUCACGGUCCCCGGCGAUCAUCAUGUCCACCUCAACAACCCAGAAUACGUGGCUCCAUUAGUGUCAGAUUUCUUACAGUCGAAUGUGCUGGUGCUGAAAGAAACACCCAAGCUGUAAAAAAACAAAACAAAACAAAAAAUACAUUUGUAAACCUACUGAAUGUUCAAUACUGAUUUUGAUUCAUCUUUCCAGAAUUAACAACCAUUUUAUUUCAUA
This is a messenger RNA of Boleophthalmus pectinirostris (great blue-spotted mudskipper), 1166 nucleotides long. It is a transcript of the gene serhl, whose product is annotated as serine hydrolase like. The transcript is spliced from 12 exons. The record is from RefSeq and is a predicted model, not a curated record. Lineage: Eukaryota; Metazoa; Chordata; Actinopteri; Gobiiformes; Gobiidae. The coding region runs from base 105 to 1067 and encodes 320 amino acids.